This is a messenger RNA of Rhodotorula toruloides NP11, 1146 nucleotides long. RefSeq lists its product as uncharacterized. The record is from RefSeq and is a predicted model, not a curated record. Lineage: Eukaryota; Fungi; Basidiomycota; Microbotryomycetes; Sporidiobolales; Sporidiobolaceae. Bases 1 to 1146 code for a protein of 381 amino acids. The transcript has 4 exons.
AUGCUCAACCUCUCUGGGUGGCUAGACGCUCUCGCUCAGACCGACAGGAAGCCUUGCCCGAGGCGUCGACCGCUCCCGACAGCGCCCUGUCUGGGGCGUCCUCUGCCGUCCAGCGACCAGAUAGAUCGACACGCAGAACGACGAGCGAACCAAGCUCGCAAGCCGCACAUCCUCGACUCAUCUCUUGCCAGCGCCGUCGACACUCCGCUCGCCGAAGACCCUCCUCCUCCCGCCGAACCAACCUCUCCACCCGUCGGUUCCUCUGCUUCUGACAGCAAAAGCUUCUUCGGGUCGCUUGGAAGACGGAGCUCUGUCGGGCUGAACAAGAAGGGGCGGUAUGAGCCGUUCGAGGUCCUGCGGGCCAUCGAGAAGAAGGACAUCAUGCUCCUACACGAGGUCAAGAUGUCGCAGUUCGACUUGCUCAUCACGGGGACGCCGUUGCCGCUGGUCUAUGCGAUGCGGCUAGGCAAGAGCCACCACGACGUCGCGAUCAUCCUUGUCGGGGCCAUGUCUCGCAAGGUCAACGACACCUCGGAUGACGAGCUUGCGCUGAUGCAGCCGUCUACCAAGGCGACGCUCCGAGCACUUCGAGCGAACCUCAAAAUCGCCAUUACCGCCUCGCUCUCCCUCCCGCACGACCUGGGCGACACCUCCCUCCUCUCUUCCUUCCUCCAAGUCAUUGUCAUGCUCGAAGGCUCGCGCUUCCUCCUCUCGUCAACCCAAACCCUCUCGCUCGCACUCCGCUCACCACGCGAAUCGAAGCCAGUCGAGACGGCGCAGAAACUGAUGCACAAGUGGGUCAGCCGCGAGCUGAAGGAGCGACAGGUGGCAAGUGUCGAGGAGUACAUCGCGAACGGGGUCGGGGAUCUUGUGCUCCUGGGACUGUGGAGUGUCGUGCAGGACCAGGUGAAGCAGGCGGAAACGAUCCCGCUGUGGUUCUUUGCGCGGGACGACCGGAUACAGAAAGCCGUCGAAGAGCGACUAUCAGACCUACGACGCACCUCCCCCGCCGCCCUCUCGCGCCUCUCGCGCACCGUAAAAGCGCAACUCGACACGGCGCUCGAGAUUCUCGGCCGACGCAGCUUGAACGGGCGAGAGAGGGUCGAGAAGCUGAGAAGGGCGCUCGACGGGGGCAAGAAGGUGUGA